CGGUGGGGAGCACUUUCCAUGUUCACAAAAAGUUCGAGGAAGGCGCCGGCGCGCCAAGACCCACCCAGCCAAUGGCGGUAGGCUCAAUCUGGUAGCAUCAUCGAUAUGAGGAAAGCUCCCCUCCAACGCCACGACCUCACUCUCCACUCUACACGCCCAUUGAGGCCCAUACAUCGACGUAGGGAGAGAUACAACCACCAUGCCUGUCUCCUUUGCGCGUCUGGCCGGCCCCGCGGCGAAGCGAGUGUGCCUCAACGCCUCCCGACCCCAGCUCCGAACCGCAAUCCCUUCACGACCCAUUGCGCGAUGCCUGUCGACCACAUUCCCCCGCCGAUACGCUGAAGUCGAAGAGAGCCAGCGGACACGAUUGGUGGCGACCGAUUCCAACUUUGGUGGCGUUGCACCGGCCGAGACAGCCCAGGAAACGAGGGCUGAGGAGGACGACCAUGUAGACACCAGGAAGAUCCGGCAUUACACGGUCAACUUCGGACCCCAGCAUCCCGCUGCCCACGGUGUGUUGCGCUUGAUUCUGGAGUUGAACGGAGAGGAGAUCGUGCGCGCCGACCCACACGUUGGACUGUUGCACAGAGGAACAGAGAAGCUCAUCGAGUACCGCACAUACCUCCAGGCCCUGCCCUACUUUGACCGACUCGACUAUGUCUCUAUGAUGACCAACGAGCAGUGCUUCUCGCUGGCUGUCGAGAAGCUACUGAACAUUGAUAUCCCAAUUCGCGCCAAGUACAUCCGUACCCUGUUCGGCGAAAUCACCCGCAUCCUGAACCAUCUCAUGUCGGUUUUGUCCCACGCCAUGGAUGUUGGUGCUCUGACGCCUUUCUUGUGGGGUUUCGAGGAGCGUGAGAAGCUCAUGGAAUUCUACGAACGUGUUUCUGGUGCCCGUCUCCACGCGGCCUACGUCCGCCCUGGUGGUGUGUCACAGGAUCUUCCCCUCGGUCUGCUCGACGACAUCUACCAAUGGGCUACUCAAUUCGGUGACCGUAUCGACGAGACUGAGGAGAUGUUGACGGACAACCGUAUCUGGAUUGGCCGUACAAAGGGUGUUGGUGUUGUCUCAGCUGCUGACGCCAUCAACUACUCCUUCUCCGGUGUUAUGCUUCGAGGAUCUGGUGUUCCCUGGGACGUCCGCAAGUCGCAGCCGUACGACGCCUACGACAGGGUUGAUUUUGAUGUCCCAGUUGGCGUCAACGGCGACUGCUAUGACCGUUACCUCUGCCGUAUGGAGGAGUUCCGUCAGUCACUUCGUAUCAUCCACCAGUGCUUGAACGACAUGCCAGCUGGCCCCGUCAAGGUCGAGGACUACAAGAUCGCGCCACCACCACGUGCGGCCAUGAAGGAGAACAUGGAGGCGCUUAUUCACCACUUCCUGCUCUUCAGCAAGGGUUACACCGUCCCACCUGGUGAGACAUACAGCGCCAUCGAGGCCCCCAAGGGAGAGAUGGGUGUCUUCCUGGUCUCAGACGGUAGCGAGAGGCCAUACAGGUGUAAGAUUAGGGCACCCGGAUUCGCCCACCUGGCCUGCAUGGACCAAAUCUCAAGAGGCCAUUUGCUUGCAGAUGCCGUCGCCAUCAUUGGCACAAUGGACUUGGUAUUUGGUGAAGUUGACCGGUGAUCAAGAAGUAGAAGAAAGGAAUAGAAAGGCAGUUGCAUUCUGCUUCGAACCGAGUCGGAGCCGCGGGUGUUAGGUGACCAAUUGUACAUAUGGUACUUUGACAAUUUCUUGAAAUUCAAUGACAUUUGUAUGUUUAUCUCAUCUCUUCACACCUGUGCAUCCACGACGGGAAGUCACUUGAAGAACCGCUGUUGAUGAGAGGACCAUGCUGGAGGACGAUGGUCAGUCAAUGCAAAUACCACAUACAGGAGGGAAACUGAAUAGGUAUUAACAUAACACGCCUUAGCUUGCAGCCUACAUUAGCUCCUAAUAGAAAAACUUCUAAAG
Alternaria alternata is the source of this 1954-nucleotide messenger RNA. Its product is annotated as NADH dehydrogenase I, D subunit. Gene Ontology annotation, molecular function: NAD binding; NADH dehydrogenase (ubiquinone) activity; quinone binding. The transcript has 3 exons. The record is from RefSeq and is a predicted model, not a curated record. Lineage: Eukaryota; Fungi; Ascomycota; Dothideomycetes; Pleosporales; Pleosporaceae. Gene Ontology annotation, biological process: mitochondrial electron transport, NADH to ubiquinone. The coding region runs from base 200 to 1627 and encodes 475 amino acids.